This is a messenger RNA of Salpingoeca rosetta, 366 nucleotides long. RefSeq lists its product as uncharacterized. The transcript has a single exon. Lineage: Eukaryota; Choanoflagellata; Craspedida; Salpingoecidae. The record is from RefSeq and is a predicted model, not a curated record. Bases 1 to 366 code for a protein of 121 amino acids.
AUGUCAGCGUGGUCUUGUCAUAGCCCCAUGAUUGCCGUUGCAGCACACCAGCACGUGGUGUUCUUGUGUGUGUGUGUGUGUGUGUGUGUGUGUGUGUGUGUGUGUGUGUGUGUGUGUGUGUGUGUGUGUGUUGUGAGCGUGUGUUCUUCGCCUCUACUUGUGUGUGCCGUUGCUUGGGCGCAGUGCUGCUGCAACCUGUUGUCGCGAGUUGUUCUCGCGCCACUCUGCGCCUGCUGCCCUCGUCCAUUGUGUGUGUGUGUGUGUGUGUGUGUGUCUGUGUGUGUCUGUGUCUGUGUGUCGUGCAGCGCUUGUGUCGGUUUGGGUGUGUGUGUGUUGGGUGCUUGUGGAUGCGCGUGCCGUGUGUGA